CGAAGAGCACUAGUCAGUCGUAUGACUUCACAAAGUCGCGCCAUCGUGUGGUGUGGCUACGUCGCCUUGCAUUGCAGCCAAGAGCAACAAGGUUCAUGCACUGCCCUCACGAAGUGCCUGCACGCACCUUGAAUUUGCUCAAUGGACCUGCCGCCACGUUCCGCUGCCGUCCUCGUCCUCGCCGUCGUCGCCGCCUGCCUCCCGUGCAUGUCGGCCGAGGACCAGCUGGCCGUCGGGGACAAGCUCCUCGCCCGGGAUACCAUCGUGUCCGACAGCGGCGACUUCGCCCUCGGCUUCUUCUCCCCGGACGACUCACCCGCCGCUCCCGCGAGACGGUGGUACCUCGGCAUAUGGUACCACAGCAUCCCCGGGCCUCAAACCGUCGUCUGGGUGGCCAACCGGGACGCCCCAGCCGCCGGAGAGCCUACGCUCGCGCUGGCCAACGACUCCAGCCUCGUCCUGUCCGACGCCGACGGCAGCGUGCUCUGGACCACGCCCGGCGUGGGCACAUCGUCCUCGCAGCCGGCGCCAGCCGAGCUCGGGAACGACGGCAACCUGCUCAUCCUGCUGCCGAACGGCACGGUGGUGUGGCAGAGCUUCGACCACCCGACGGACACGUUCAUGCCGGGGAUGAAGGCCCGGCUGAGCCGCCGGACGGAGAGGCGUGACUGGAUCGUGUCCUGGACAUCCCCCCGCGACCCGGCGCCGGGCCCCUUCUCCUGCGGCCUGGACCCCGUCACGUCGCUGCAGCUGCUCAUGUGGAACCGCACGCGGCUCUAUUCGCGCACCCCCGUCUGGACGGGGUACGCCGCGUCCGGGACCAUCGUCAGCGCCGGCAUGGUCAUCAACACGGCGAUAGUGGUCGUGGGCACCGAGGAGGAGAUCUCCAUCACCUUCACAGUGUCCGGCAGCCCGACGCCCACGCGGUACGUGGUGACCAGCUCCGGCACGUUCCAGCUCCUCAGAUGGAACGGCACCGCGUCGGCCUGGGACACGCUCCAGUCGUGGCCGUCCAGCGGGUGCACCACCUAUGGCCGCUGCGGCGCGUACGGGUACUGCGACGCCACGGCGGCCCCGCCGUCGUGCAAGUGCCUCGAUGGGUUCGAGCCGGCGAUACCGGCGGACUGGAGCGCCGGCAGGUUCGAGCAGGGCUGCCGGAGAACGCAGGCGCUCCCGCCGUGCGGCGGCGGCGGGCAUGGUUUCCUGGAGAUGCGGAGCAUGAAGGUGCCGGACAACUUCUCGCUCGACGCCGGCAACCGGAGCCCGGAGGAGUGCGCGGCGAGGUGCGCCGGCAGCUGCUCGUGCGUGGCCUACGCGUACGUCGACCUGCACAGCAGCAGCGCGCGGCAGCUGCGGUGCCUGGUGUGGGCAGGGGAACUCGUCGACGCACAGAUGAUCGGCGCGCCCGGCCAGACGCUCUACCUCCGCGUGCCCGUUGCUGCAACGUCCACAGGUGGAAAUGCAGUGAAAAUAGCAGUGCCGGUGGCAGCAUGUGUGCUGGUGCUCACAUGCAUUUUCUUUGCAUGGUUCUGGAGAUUCAGAGGCAAUUUUACAGACAAGAGGAGGAAAACCGAGAGCCAGAAGAAGCUAAUGACUGGCAGCGCGAACACCCCGAGCGAAGUCGGCGAAGGAGAUCACACUGGUGACCUUGAGUUCCCCUCCUUACGGUUCGCCGACAUCGUCGCUGCCACGGGCAAUUUCUCCAAGACAUUCAUGAUCGGGCGCGGAGGCUUCGGCAAUGUUUACAAGGGAACAUUAGACGGUGGACAUGUGGUCGCCGUGAAGAGGCUGAGCAAGGAUUCAGAUCAGGGAGCAGAGGAGUUCAAGAACGAGGCGAUCCUCAUCGCCAAGCUGCAGCACCGGAACCUGGUGCGCCUCCUCGGCUGCUGCACCGAGGGGGCGGAGAAGCUGCUCAUCUACGAGUACCUGCCCAACAAGGGCCUCGACGCCAUCCUCUUCGAUAGUGCGAGGAAAUCGGUGCUGGAUUGGUCGACACGGCUGGGGAUCAUCAAGGGCGUGGCAAGGGGGCUGCUCUACCUGCAUCAGGACUCAAGGCUGACGGUGAUACACAGGGACCUCAAGGCCAGCAACGUGCUGCUGGACGCCGAGAUGAGGCCCAAGAUCGCCGACUUCGGCAUGGCCAAGAUCUUCGGCGACAACCAGGUGAAAGCCAACAGCAAGCGCGUCGUCGGCACAUAUGGCUACAUUGCUCCCGAGUACUCGACGGAGGGCGUCUUCUCCGUCAAAUCCGACGUGUACAGCUUCGGCGUGCUGCUGCUGGAGAUCGUUAGCGGCGUUAGGAUAAGCACAACCAGUGGCAUCAUGGAGUUUCCUAGCCUGAUAGUCUAUGCAUGGCACCUGUGGAGGGAAGGGAAGGCAGGCAAGCUGGUGGAUCCGUCCAUGGCAGAGAGCUGUCUACAGGACGAGGCAUUGCUCUGCAUCCACGUCGGGCUCCUCUGCGUGGAGGACGACCCGAGCAGGAGGCCGCUCAUGUCGUCCGUCGUGUCCAUCUUGGAGAACGGAAGCGCGUCGGUGGUGCUGGCAUCGGCGUCUCUUCCGGAGCCGAACAAGCCAGGGUACGUCGGAAUGAUGGAAGAGAAGACCCAGAGAAGCGAUCUCGAGAACAGCAGGAACACCAUUGCCAUGACCGUUCUGCAAGGCCGGUAGCACAGUAGGGACUGCAACUUUCUUCUUCAGAAGGAAAGGUGCACUUAGUUCUAGCGUUUCAUUUUCUUUUCUUUUUUACCGUGGGAAAAAACGGAUUUGUAGAGCAUUUUUUACUGGUACAAAUGAAAUAUGUAUUUACAGGAGCGUUGAGUUGAUUUGAUGUGUCUUGAAAUGGAUGGUAUUGGUAUGAA
Molecule: messenger RNA, 2858 nt
Organism: Hordeum vulgare subsp. vulgare (domesticated barley)
Lineage: Eukaryota; Viridiplantae; Streptophyta; Magnoliopsida; Poales; Poaceae
Product: G-type lectin S-receptor-like serine/threonine-protein kinase B120
Exons: 7
Coding region: 142-2667 (841 amino acids)
Biological process (GO): recognition of pollen; protein phosphorylation
Molecular function (GO): ATP binding; protein serine/threonine kinase activity
Source: RefSeq, a predicted model, not a curated record